GUGAAGCUCUGGAGCAAGUACAAAGUGACCAAUAUCCCCUCAUUGAUAUUCAUAGAAGGCAGCACAGGGAAGAUCAUCAGCCGAAAUGGGCAGCUAAUCAUCAGGGAUGAUCCUGAUGGGUCUGAGUUUCCGUGGGGGCCCAAGUCCUUCGGGGAGGUCAUGGCAGGUUCCCUGAGCAAGAACAACGGUCAGACGGUGGACAGCAGUGCUCUGGAGGGGUCUUAUGUAGGAGUCUACUUCUCUGCACAUUGGUGCCCUCCUUGCCGAAGCCUCACCCGCGUUUUAGUGGAGACGUAUCGAAAAAUCAAAGAGUCUGGGCAGAAGUUUGAGAUUGUUUUCGUCAGCGCUGACAGGUCAGAAGAUUCCUUUAAGCAGUAUUUCAGUGAGAUGCCCUGGGUAGCUGUACCAUACACUGAUGAAGCCAGAAGGUCACGGGUCAACCGGCUUUAUGGCAUACAAGGCAUUCCAACGCUUAUUAUCCUAGAUCAGGAGGGGAAGAUAAUUACUCGCCAGGGAAGACCAGCGGUGCUGAAUGACAUUGAUUGUAUAGAAUUUCCGUGGCAUCCCAAGCCUGUGUUAGAACUUAUAGAAUCCAACGCCAUGCAGCUCAAUGAAGGGCCCUGUCUCGUUCUCUUUGUGGAUUCUGAAGAGGAAGAACUAGAACCAGCCAAACAAUUGAUACAGCCAAUAGCGGAGAAGAUUCUAUCAGAACACAAAGCGAAAGAUGAGGACCCACCAUUACUGUUCUUCGUGGCCGGCGAGGACGACAUGACAGAAUCGUUACGGGAUUUCACGAACCUGCCCGAGUCUGCGCCGUUACUUACCAUUCUGGACAUAUCGAGGCGAGCCAAGUACGUGAAAGACGUAGAGGAGAUCACACCGGCCAUCGUGGAAGAGUUCGUAAAAGCUUUCCUGAAGGAAAAGCUAAAGCCGGAGCCUAUCUGAAGACAGAAAUAUUUAUAACCGCGUCCUGAUGCUCAAUCCAGACUUCUAUUUAAAAAAAAUACACAAAAAAAAGUCUUUCCUCUAAGUGUUGAAUUUCUAUGUGUUCUAACAUUACCUGGUCUUAACCACGUGCGGGUAGGAGGCUGCCGGGAAUUGUUUGGUCCCGGCCGGUCAGGACGUGGGAUUGUCCUGCGACAACAGAAUCCAGUCGGUGACUAGACGUUGGUUCUGAAUCCGAGCGUCAGCCUGUUCCGUGUCUCCAAAGAAACCAUUGGCAUUUUGCUCCUGCCUUGUCCCUACCUUCUUCUACACAAGGGUCCUCACCACAGCCCAACCCUCUGCUGUUUUUGGUAACACUCAUAGUACCAAGGCUUAAUUCCAACACGCUUAUCAAAGAAUUGUUUGGAGUUCCUCUAUUGGCUUUCCCUUCAGUUGGUUCCUAUAGGUGAUUUUAAGCUAACACUUUUUUUCUAUUGCCCUUUUUGGGGAACUGGAUCCUGUCUAUAGUGCUUUAAGUUAUUGCAAGUUAAGACUAAUAAACAUGGCAGUAGUAGCACAGAAA
Callorhinchus milii (elephant shark) is the source of this 1507-nucleotide messenger RNA. It is a transcript of the gene nxn, whose product is annotated as nucleoredoxin. The record is from RefSeq and is a predicted model, not a curated record. Gene Ontology annotation, molecular function: thioredoxin-disulfide reductase (NADPH) activity. Bases 160 to 945 code for a protein of 261 amino acids. The transcript is spliced from 7 exons. Lineage: Eukaryota; Metazoa; Chordata; Chondrichthyes; Chimaeriformes; Callorhinchidae.